AAGUAAAUGGCCAGAUGGGACAUAUGCCAUCCCUGCCUCAAUGUUCGGUUGUCCUGAGACUGAGGACAGGGGGUGGACAUUAUCUUACAUCAACCUGACCCUCCCAGACUCCGCCCAACGACAGUACUGGAACAUUGAAGACCCAAACCUGAUCAAAGGCAUCAUAGAGCCAAACAUACUGGGACCAUACUAUUAUCAUUCUCUCCAGAUGAAUUUUUGUAUUAAAGUUCAAGCAUAUCUUAAAGAUGAGAGCAAUAAAACAACAGUUGAAUGGCCUAAAGGUGAAUAUUGUAUAUACAGUUUCAACGAUGAAUGUCCACAAGGUUUUUUUAACGGCACCUUGACAAUAUCUGGUUAUCAGUUCACACAGCAGGAUAUAGAGGGCAUUUUUCCAGGAGAGACCGGAAGCAAUAUGAGUCUGAUGCUGAAGUUCUGCUGUAGAGAAGAUGGUGAUUACCGCACAUCAGUAAAACUCCCAUCAGAUUUCCCGUUUGUUUUGUUUCAGAGUAUGUCAGCUGAUGGCUGCCAGGAAGUGACCUCUAUGAUCGUUCAGGGGGAUUAUUUUUACAUGCCCAAUGAAAACGAGGAAUGGCAGUUUGAAGGGGCGUUGCCUAUGCUUAAUAGAACGGGGAUAAAUGGUUCUGUAGGCGUGGCUUAUUGUUAUUACAAACCAUAUGAGCACCGUGAGUGUUACUAUGAUACAGACCAUGGAAAUUCAUACAAUGGCAGAACAAGUGUUUCCGCUUCCGGAAAGACGUGUUUGAUUUGGACAGACUCAGACUUCGACUUCUUUCACAAUGAUAAAAGGGCUUACCAUGAGUUUGAUAAAAAUUACUGUCGUGCAUACGAGUACUAUUCCUACAAAUCCAGGAAACCGUUGUGUCUUGUUGCGUUUCCAAAUGUCAAAGAAGAAUGUGACAUCCCUAUGUGUGCUGAAGAAAAAGACUUACAAGAAUUUGGAAAAUUUAAACCUUUUCGAAGUGUUCUACACGCUGGAGAUAACUUUCCGGAUUAUGCUGUAGAUGGAUUUGUAGAUACCCUGAACUCGUUUGUUUCCAAUCGACCUUUGAUGAAACCUUGGUACCAAAUUGAUCUACAGGAAAAUAUAGAGGUUCAUGCCAUAAUUAUUUAUCGUUAUGCAACAUAUUUCCCGAAUAAUCUGCGGUAUCUUGGCACCUACGUCAGCAAGAAUCAGUGGGAUUUCAUGAACUAUGGCGCUGUUCGAUGUGACGACAUCCGAUUACCGGGAUACUCCAGGGUAUUUCGUUAUCAAUGCAGGCGUCCGGUGGUGGGUCAAUACAUAACCAUCCGGAACUUUGACUUCACACAACCAGACCAUAAUCCAGGCAACUUUUUCAAAAUGGAAAUUAACGAAAUUAAAAUUCUUGGAAAAUCUACAGCCUGUGGACGACCUCUGGGUAUGGCCUCUGGCAAUAUCUAUGACUAUCAGCUGGGGGCAACAUCUGAAGACACAGAAGGGGUUGAAGUGAUACCACUUUCAUUUCGAGGGCGAUUGUAUCACCCGGACCCAGGAUGGUGUACUUCAAAGAAGGAUAAACUUCCUUGGUUCAUGAUUGACUUGAUUAUACCAACUGUAAUCCAAGGAAUUAUAAUGCAGGGUUGGAUAUCGGGUAUAGAAACUAAAUACAUUCAAUCAUUCCAAGUGUCUUAUGGAGUAACGAGAAGGAAGAUGCUACAAUAUAGGGCCUCACCUGGUACUUUUAAAACCUUUGUUAUUGAUACAACAGUAGAAGUGACCACCCCACAGACGUUUUUGUUUCACACGGACAUCCUGGCAAGAUAUAUCAAAAUACACCCAAUAGUAGCAGGUGGUCACCAGGCUUGUUUCAAGACAGAAGUCAUAGGAUGCCAAAAACAAUUGCAAAGGGACAAAAAAUGUCAAAAUGGCAUUGUUGAUUUUGGAUUUGAAGAACUAAAACGAUUUUCUUACUGGCUUGAAAAAGAGGACAAUUCUCCGUUUGAUGUUAAAAAUAUAUCAAGCAUCAAAGGCUGUAGACAGUUCUGCGUAAGAAAUAACUGCACGGCCCUCUCUUUUCAGAAGUAUACUUCAUCUCCGAAGUGUUCUUUGAGUUUUGGGGACAGAUAUCAUCCAACAAGAAUGAUGUCCUGGGUUCAAACUGGCUCUACUAAACACUAUGCCGCACAUCGUCUUUGCUUUAAAGACGCAAAACAUAUCCUUCCAUGUAUCUUUUCAAUAAAUCUUCAACAAAGAGGGGAGGCUGUAAUUAGAUCACCGGGUUUCCCAUUUAGUUAUGGACAGGGGCUUAAUUGUACUUGGAAUAUUUAUGCUGGAGAUUCGAAUUUUGUAAAGCUGGAGAUAGUUUACAUACAUUUGGCAAAAUCGACUACAAAAAUAGCAUUGAAAGAGCUCGGAAUUUUCGAUAUAAAUCCUGGAAAAUGCAAAGAUAGUUUACAUAUAAUCGAACAUUCAAACACCAUUGAGAUUUCUGCUGAUACACAGAGUGACGUUCGAGACACCAAUGUGAUCUCUUCUGGGAACAAUAUAUCAGUAAGACUGACAACCUGCUUUCAAAUGUCUGCAGAACAGAAAGAAAAGAAUUUCGAAAUCAAAGUCACAAAAUCAGAUAAACCAGGCUGUGGAAUAUCUGAAGAAGGAUGUGCAGUCACCUGUAGACAGCAAUCAGCCUACAUAGCUACUAACAGAUAUCCCGCCCCUUAUAAAGCAGAUGAAACCUGCAUAUGGAAGAUAGAAGGGACGUUUGGGCAAUAUGUAGACCUCAGUCUUCUCCACUUAGAUGUUAUCAAUGGAGACGCAACCUGUUCAAACUCCUAUAUUGCUAUCUACGAUAUUGACCUCAAUGAGAGUGAGGUGUUACUUGGAAGAUUUUGUAAAGAAAACAGACCAUAUAGAAACAUCACAUCAAGAUGGCACCGUAUGAGAGUUGAAUUUCAUUCAGGAAAUGAGGAAAAACAAGGACAAGGAUUUUUAGGGUUGUAUGCAUUGAUAAAUUUUACUCAAAGUUAUUUGGAUACUGGAAGUGGAGAAUGUCCAGGCGCCUGGUAUUACAACAAUGGGAGUUGCUAUAGAAUAUUCUCUGGUGACGAAGGUAUCACGUGGCAGAAAGCAAAUCACAAAUGUAUUCAACAGAAUGGAAGCCUUGUCAGUAUUGCUUCAAAACAGGAACUUUCCUUCAUUCAUUUCCUUUUGACGAAUGCUAUGAACAUCACUCGCGACUGGGAGAUUUAUGUUGGUCUUAGAAAGAUCUACUCUGAAGAAACAGGCGAACUGAAGUACCUGUGGUCGGAUGGAAACCCUUUAACAUUUACUGCAUGGUUUCAUGGUGACAACUUCAAAGAUCGCCAACCUAAUGGGGUUCAUAAUGAGCUUUGUACCAGCAUCAAAUUCUCCAGUAUCCACUCUAUGAACGAUUGGCACGACACUGCCUGUGCUUACAAUAAAAUCCAAAGCUUCAUGUGUGAAAUAGAUAUUAGCAAACAAAAUGAGACCAUAAAUAGGAGGAAUUGGUGGGGAAAUAGUUCUGUUGAGUCACAGUCUGCAAGGUUGGGUAACAUUCUGUUCCAGUGUGAGAACACAGAAUUGAUCAGCAGACUGUUUGUAUGUGACGGAAUGGAGGACUGCAGUGACGGAACAGAUGAGGCAAACUGCUCUACAACGUGUACAGAAACACAGUUCCAAUGCAACAGUGGUGACUGUAUUUCUAUCAGUCUGUAUUGUGACUUUGUCAGCCAUUGUCCAGAUAACUCCGAUGAAGCCGGUUGUAUCAGAACACCAUGUACAGAAAAUGAAUGGAAAUGUUAUUGCGGUCAAUGUAUUCCAGCAAGCAAUCGGUGUGAUAUGAAAAUAGAUUGUGUUGAUGAAAGCGACGAGAAAUAUUGCGUGAAUUGUAACAAUGGAUUUGAAUGCUACGACCAAACCUGUCUACACCCCUCCAAAGUCUGUGAUGGUUUUAUUGACUGUAGUGGAUUUUUCGCAGAGGAUGAAUCUCAAAAUUGUAAAAACACUGUCCAGAGAUCGUGUAAAGACUGGUGGGGACUGGGCAGAAGCGAGAAUGGAGAAUACCUUGUUAGCAUGGGCUUAGAUCCGUCAAAAGUCGAAUGCCAGUUUAUGAAAACCAACGACCAUGUUAGUGUUCGAACAGUAAUUCAUCAUUCCAAGGAAGAAACAAUAUACACGAGCUUGUCUGAGGUGGACACCACACUGAAGUACACUGCAAAUCAAGCACAAAUAGCAAAACUUAAGGAAACGAACAGAUGUAGCCAGGAAGUAAGGGUACGCUGUCACUAUAUCUACAUCAACAUCGAUGUCAUGUUGGAGGGGCAAAACGGACAACGUCUUCACACGAGUUUUGGGGAUCCACAAGACAACUGUUCCUGCCCUUUUGUAAAUAAAUGUGAAGAGGGAAAAAUAAAAUGUAACUGUAACUCCACGCUGGGUGAAUGGUAUGGUGCUGAAACCACAGAAGUUAGAGAGGACGCUGGGAUUAUAACCAACCAUUCAGUUCUGCCUAUCAAGAAAGUAUUCAUCAACCGUCCAGGGGAAAAUAAGUUCAUUAAGUUAAAUGUUGGACCUCUUAUAUGUACAGAAGAGACAGAUAAUGUAAACAUAGACUUCCUCUGUCGAACAGGGAAGAUUGUGCCAAUCUCCCAACGAUGCAUUCUUGAUUAUGACGUAUACGGUGACAUCUUAGGGUGUCGAGAUUUAUCACAUCUAGACAACUGUGAGUCAAUACCAUGUCCUUCAGGUUAUAUGAAAUGUCCCGGAAGUUUCUGUAUUCCUCCACGGUUGAUCUGUGACGGCGAGAAGCACUGCGAAAAUGGUGUGGACGAAAUUCAAUGUGAGUCUUGUCCAGGGCUGUACCGAUGCAAAAGUAGCACAAUCUGCUUGAAUCCGAGUAAGCUAUGUGACAACAUUACCUUUUGUCCUCUUCGCGAUGACGAACUUCUGUGUCACAUCACGUGUCCAGAUAAAUGCCAUUGUGAUGGUCUCUCGGGCGUUUGUAGAGAUAUUCAAAAUAAAAGUACAACUGAACUUCCAAGUCAACUGAGAUAUUUAGACCUCAGUGAAAAUAAUUUCAGCAAUGGUUUACUUUCUCUGAAACAUUUAAAACAUCUAGUCAGAUUAUUCAUAGCAGAUUGUGGAUUGACAUCUAUUGAAUCAUAUACCUUUAUCAGUCAAAGAAAUUUGUUGAUACUUGAUCUUAGAAAUAAUAAAAUAACCCAAUUACACAGUAAUGCAUUCACAGGACUAGUUUCAUUGAAAGUAUUAAAGAUGGAAGGAAACGGUCGUUUGACUGAAAUAUCAGAUUUGGCAUUUCUUGGAUUGCGAAGUCUACCUACAUUUGCUUUAACAAAUUCCCGUUUGUGGAAUAUUCGACAAAAUACUCUAGUGGGGCUACAGAAUGUUAGACAGCUGAAUUUAUCUGCAAAUCGUAUUCGCUAUAUUUCGGACUUUGCGUUUCAAAACUUGUCUGAUGUAAGAGUUUUGGAUCUUCGAAGAAACCACGUAAAGCAAUUUUCCUCCCAAAUCUUUGAUGGCCUUUUUAAUCUCGAGAAAUUAUAUACAGAUUCGUAUGCAUUCUGUUGUUUGAAACCUCAGUCAGUCAAAGAAUGCUUACCAAAUGAAGAUGAAUUUUCUUCGUGUGAUGACCUCAUGAGAAAUGACAUCCUUUCGUCAUUCAUGUGGGUCAUUGGAUUUUGUUCUUUGUUCGGAAAUCUUGGAGUUUUCGUCUUUAAAGUAUGUUUUGACUCACAUACAUUAAAGAAAAGUCAUGGAAUUUUUAUCACGAAUUUAAGUGUAUCAGAUUUUUUAAUGGGCAUAUACUUGAUAAUUAUUGCAUCUGCUGACCAGUACUAUCGGGGAAGGUACAUCUGGAAUGAUAUACGUUGGAGAGAGAGUACAGCAUGCCAAAUAGCAGGCAUGCUUGCUACGAUCUCGAGUGAAACGUCAGUAUUUUUGCUGUGCCUUAUUACAGUGGAUCGUCUUAUAGCCAUCAAAUUCCCCUUCGGUCAAUUAAGGUUCACUAGAGCCAGAGCUCUUUUAUGUAUUGGAACUCUAUGGAGUGCAACCAUUUUGCUGUCUGCAAUCCCAUUGAUUCCCGGAGAUUACUUCCAAGGAAAGUUCUUUUCUCGAUCCGUCGUAUGUCUUGCUCUACCAUUAACUAGAGACAGACCUGCUGGAUGGGAGUACUCCACAGCAAUCUUCAUUAUACUUAAUUUCCUGCUCUUUCUGAUCAUUGCAUCGGGACAGUGUUUGAUAUAUAGAGAAAUAUCAAAUACAGCUUCGAAGGUGAAUUCCAACAGAAGGACCCAAGAAGUGGUCAUUGCUCGUGGAUUAUUCUUGAUAGUUUUGUCUGACUUCCUGUGUUGGUGUCCAAUUGGAAUUAUGGGACUGCUGGCACUACGUGGUUACGUGAUUUCGGGUGAAGUGUAUACCUGGGUUGCGGUGUUUAUUCUUCCGAUAAAUUCAGCUUUAAAUCCGUUUUUGUAUUCAUUUUCAAAUAUAAGGAAUAGGGUCGAGAUGGCGAUGUUGUCUAACAAGAGAAAAGUUUUUAGAACCCAUUCUGCGACAGAAACUUUUACAGAACUUUGUGAAAAUGAUUUGUUUAUAAUUGGUAAAAAUGCUCCCCUGCUUGUGACCUUGUCUGACUACAUGCGGAAUCAUACUCUCACGGUGCCGGAAAUGAAGCUCGUCGUUCUACGAUUGUCUGAAGCUAUGAAGUUUCUACACGAACGUGAUCUAGUUCAUGGGUGUUUGGAUACGAAUCUUGUGUCGAUUGAUAUUGAGGACGGGGAAAUUAAAGACCUGUCUGUGAAAAUAGCACCACGUGAAGCUGAAGCAGACGAGGAUAUACCAAAUGACAUCAAACAACUGGGAGAAAUAACUUUGAAAAUGCUGAAGAACCACCAAAGUGACUCAAAAGAUACUUGAAAUCGUUUCCUUACAUUUUUACCAAACUAAAAACGUGAAUAUUUUCAUUAGAACAAAUGGUAAUGAAUAGAAUUAACACUCGUUUUUUGGUAGAGGGUUACCAUUCGCUCAGCUAGGUUUUUCUUAUCAAAGUGUGCUACGACUCUUCCUCUUUGUAUUAUUCUUGCAUGUUGUCCAUUUAAUGAAUAAUCAUACAGUUCUCAACUGUCUUUUCUAAAUUAUAUUCUUGUUUUAUAUUUUUUUUUUUUGCUAAUGAUAACAAGAACUUUAAAAAUACGAAUACUACAUAAAAAAGGAAAUCUUAGGUGUGAGAAGCAUUCUUAAUUGUGUAAAAUUACAGGGCAUAAGAAUUAUAGAUAUAUUUUUAAAAAAUCCUUUUUUCUAUUAAUUGUUUUUCAAUCACGCAUUCUUUAUAUGACCAAUAAAAAAACCUAUAGUCCCCUCCGGUUUCACCGGGGGACUAAUUAACACACUUUAAAACAAACAAUAACUUUAAAUUGAGUCUUGUUAAUAAGCCAUAUAGUACAUGCAUUUAUUUCGGGUUUACAAGCACUUAACUUAUCAGGUUCAUGACAAGUACACCCCCCCCCACACAUAUGUAGUUUUAAUAAUAUGAACUUUUGUAAUUUUAAGGAGCGAAAUCAUGUAAGUAUCCCUUGAAAAGACUUGUUCCUUUUUAUAAAAAGUAUUUGCUUUGUUAUCUC
This is a messenger RNA of Saccostrea echinata, 7635 nucleotides long. RefSeq lists its product as uncharacterized. The transcript is spliced from 30 exons. Gene Ontology annotation, cellular component: membrane. Gene Ontology annotation, molecular function: protein binding; G protein-coupled receptor activity. Gene Ontology annotation, biological process: G protein-coupled receptor signaling pathway. NCBI's taxonomy places the organism in Eukaryota, Metazoa, Mollusca, Bivalvia, Ostreida, Ostreidae. The coding region runs from base 41 to 6931 and encodes 2296 amino acids. The record is from RefSeq and is a predicted model, not a curated record.